AUGGAACUCCCAGUACCAAAGGACAUAGCAGCUCUUCGACGAGCCAUGGGGUUGUUUGCUCACUACGCAAAUCUCAUUCCUAAGUUUUCGGAGAAAAUACAAGCUUUCAGUAAUAAUCAAAGCCUUCCUCUACCACCAGAAUCCAUCCAAGCCUUUCACAAACUGAAAUCAGAUAUAUCAGAAGCAGUCAAGUCGCCAAUCAAUGAUGAAGAACAGUUCACUGUGGAAACAGAUGCCUCUGACCACGCCCUGAGCGCGACUCUAUCUCAGAAGGGAAGACCCGUCGCCUCUUUCUCCAAAAGUUUGACACCAACCGAACGGAAACAUCCCAUAGUAGAAAAAGAAGCUCAAGAAGCCUUAGUCUCAAAGACAUUCACAAUUCACUGUGUCAUCCAGGUGGCACGAGGCUCCAUCACUGGUCGUACAACGCCCUACAACCCCAGAGGAAACGGACAGGCUGAGAGGUAUAACGGCAUCAUAUGGAAGACAGUGAACCUUGCUUUAAAAACUCACAGUUUGCAUGUCAGUCAAUGGGAAAAAGUGUUAGAAGAGGCGCUGCACUCCAUACGCAGUUUGCUUUGUACUGGCACAAACGCUACUCCACAUGAGAGGAUGUUCAACCACAUGAGGAAAUCCUUUUAUGGCCAAUCCUUACCCAUGUGGCUCUCAGCACUAGGAACUGUAUUGCUGAAGAAGUUCAACAAUGUCAGCAAGUAUUCACCUGCAGUAGAAGUGGUGGAUUUAGUCAAUGCCGGUCCUCAAUACGCCAGAAUCCGUUCAAGAGAUGGCAGAGAAUCAACCGUUUCCUUGAGGCACCUGGCUCCUUACGGGAACGAUAACGGAUCGCCCAUAGAUCAUGAAACAGACAUUGAUCAAGUUCAAGAACCUGAUGAUCCAUCAAAUCAAUCAACCUCUCAACCAAAUGGAAGUAUACAAACGGCUCAAAAGCAGCGACCUUGUCGAGAACGCAGUCCACCUGACUUCUACACCGUCUGA
Macrosteles quadrilineatus (aster leafhopper) is the source of this 996-nucleotide messenger RNA. RefSeq lists its product as uncharacterized. The record is from RefSeq and is a predicted model, not a curated record. The transcript has 3 exons. Gene Ontology annotation, molecular function: nucleic acid binding. The coding region runs from base 1 to 996 and encodes 331 amino acids. Lineage: Eukaryota; Metazoa; Arthropoda; Insecta; Hemiptera; Cicadellidae.